GAGUCACUGACAGGGCAGCAGUGUGUGCACAGGAGACGUCAGCACUCACCCCCUGCAUUGAAGAGCAUUGCCGGAACCAGGGAGCCAGAGCCAGGAUGUGCAGCAAAUGUCACAAAGAAGAGCAGCCCGUUGUAGCAGGACAAAUGUUGCACAGGAGGAUGCUGCUGCUACUACAGUCCCAUCCAGGCCACACCUUAGUCCGCAAAUGCGCACAGGACAACCAACAUCCAGCCGCAAACAAGUGGCGUUGAAAAGACCACGCCCAGAUCUCCCGAUGCCCACAUCUGCAUCUCCCCCUCACAGACACAUCUCUACUGUGUCCUCAAGGCCACCAUCAGAUUUACUAGCACCUUCCCCAACACGCGACCCAGAAUCCCCUCAUCUGGCUGAUGAUGACAGCAUGCCCACGGACCAGCACACACUGCAAACUGAUGCCACGUUUGUUCUGGAUCUCCGCCCAUUACAGACAACGCCACCUAGCACAGUACCUGUGGCCACGCCUCCACAACAAACAAGUCCGCAACCAAUAAUGAGCCCAAGUACACCACUGGCUCAAACUGAAGAGCAGACAUUUUGGUCCAGCUGGGCAAACCACCAGAGGCUCAAUUCAGAAUGUCUCCAAAGACAAAAUCAGCUGCUGGCAAGUCUGCCACAUUACAUGCCACGCAUAAGUAGAAAUCUCAGCAGAGAACAUUUGGAAACCAGACGUGUGGCGACUUGUCUGGAGCAAAUGCGGGCAGAAAACAGCACCAUGAUGACCACUUUACAGCGAAUUAUGGAUGACCAAAUGAGGCUACACCAAAACUACCAGCAUCUCCUUGAAAGGAACAAUAAAUAGCCUUACAGAAAGCCUGGGUAGAAUUAUAGACAAUAACACGGCCUCCAAUAAUCAAUUAAAUGCUACACUCAGUAACCUAAGCCACAACAUAAGUAUUUUACACUCCCAACAAGUGAGCACUAGCUCAGGAACUAAAACCCCAAUAAAUACCCCAGUGACCUCCCCAAUAAGGAGGUCAAGCAGAUCACGAGCUCAUGUACCUGGCCCCGCCUCUGAAGCCUCCAAGGCUACAUGAAAAAAAUAAAGCCAGCCUCUGCAUAUGGCAGAUGCGUAAGUGGGGUUAACAAUGUCUGUUGACGUUUGCAAUGUACACACUUUACACUUUAAUAAACAAA
This is a messenger RNA of Pseudophryne corroboree (corroboree frog), 1173 nucleotides long. RefSeq lists its product as uncharacterized. NCBI's taxonomy places the organism in Eukaryota, Metazoa, Chordata, Amphibia, Anura, Myobatrachidae. The record is from RefSeq and is a predicted model, not a curated record. The transcript is spliced from 4 exons. The coding region runs from base 107 to 838 and encodes 243 amino acids.